This is a messenger RNA of Microstroma glucosiphilum, 873 nucleotides long. Its product is annotated as S-adenosyl-L-methionine-dependent methyltransferase. The record is from RefSeq and is a predicted model, not a curated record. NCBI's taxonomy places the organism in Eukaryota, Fungi, Basidiomycota, Exobasidiomycetes, Microstromatales, Microstromataceae. The transcript is spliced from 2 exons. Bases 1 to 873 code for a protein of 290 amino acids.
AUGGUGCGCAAGUGCGAGAAGAAUGCCGCGGCCAACUGGGAUCGAUUCUACAAGAGGCACGAAGACCGCUUCUUCCACAACCGCAACUGGACAGAUCGAGAAUUUCAGGCUCUCAAGGAAGUCUCUUCGAGCAGUGUCGGCGGCGGCGGCGGCAACAGUGGUACUACCGACGACCUUGACACAGACGAAACGCAGGCACUCGUCUCUGGAAGUUUGCUCUCCACCUCCUCCUCCCAAGCUACGCCUGUGCUGCUAGAAGUAGGUUGCGGGGUAGGGAACAUGCUCUACCCUCUUCUCGAAAAAGUGCCAGGUCUGAAAGUGCACUGCUGCGACUUCUCCUCUCGAGCCGUAGAGAUUGUCAAGCGCCAUCCCUCGUACGAUUCUGAGCGGGUAAACGCCUUUGUGCACGAUCUUGUGCAGCCCUCCCCCACAUUGGACGCUGUGUUGGCCGGACAUCCUUUCGGAGCUCCCACCCUCGUCUCGCUCAUCUUUGUCCUCUCGGCCAUCCCACCAGGAGAGCAAGUGCGGGUGCUCCUUUCCCUCUUCUCCCUUCUGCAACCAGGUGGAACUCUCCUUUUCCGGGACUAUGCCCGUGGAGAUUUAGCUCAGCUGCGUUUCCACAGUAAAGAGAAGUGGGCGGAGCCGUGUCUGCUCAGUGGGGAGCACGACUACUACAAGAGGGGAGAUGGGACGAUGAGUUUCUUCUUUUCGGAAGAAUAUGUAAAGGGUACGCUUGGUGCUGCUCUCAGAGAGGCUGGAGGGGAGGUGGAGAGUGAAGAGGUCAAAGUAGUGGAGAGGAUUGGAGUGAAUAGGAAGCGCGGGAUCGAGCUGAAGAGGAAAUUCAUACAGGGCGUCUGGCGUAAGAAGGGCUAG